CAUAAAGCACCGCGUCGUCUGGCUUUCGAAGCACAUGGCUGGACUCGAUCAUUUGACCGAUGUUUAGUGUCCGGCCUAGUUUCGAUGCUUUGACAUUUGGACUGGAUCGGACGCCAAUGGGGCAGUUCACGACCUUAAAGUACCGUCGCGGGGCAUGCCAUUGCUGGAGCCGCGAGGUCGUAGCCACGUCCCACGUGUCACCUGGCAGCAAAUGCUGCACCACUUGAGUUUGCAGCAGCGUCACCAGUUGGACCAGACUCGACUCUUGUGGGCGGGGCGACAAUUCGACGACGGCAGUGGUCGGGACGUGAUGCACGAGCGCGUGCCACAGCUGUUUGAACGUCGCCGCCGACAGCUGGCAGUGGUUGUCUCGGUAGUACAAGUGCCACGCUUCGUACAGCACGACCAGCUGCUCGGGGGAGCUGCCACGUAUGGUACCUUCAUUUUGAAACCGCCCGAGCACUGCCAGCACUUGGUCACUUGUGAUGGGCUUUUUCAAGUCCAACAACGACGACUGGACAUCCUCGACAGUCCACGGAAACAACUCUGCGUGGAGAUUCAGCUCUGGAUGCGGCAGGAACUGCAUGACGAGGUGCCGCCGGGACACGAGGAAUCGGCACAAAACCUCCGUGUCUUCUUCGUGAUGACGACACUCGAGGCUCUGAAUGACAUGCUCGGCACGUUUCUGGGUUGUGGGGUAAAAGAUCUCGGUGCCGGCCACUUGGGUUUGCAUGGCUUCGUGGUGAAUCAGUUUCAACAUGUCUUCGUCGAUGCUGUCGAGGUCUACGGUGGACAAGCUUGUCAGCAGCGCGUGCAAUCGCUGCGCCAACGAAGACGAGUCGUCCGACAUGCCGAGACCGACAGACGCGGGGGGCACGCCAAGCGGAACCGCCAGAUCUGUCGACAGCACAGACGACAGCGGCUGAAAGUUAGCGCGCAGAAUUCGAAGCAACGCGACGAUGGAGUGGCCGCCUUGGGUGUCCACGUCCUUUUCAAACGCGGCGUGGCGGAGCAGCGAGUGCAGCAGCACAAACGUCAGCACGUGGGUCCACACAGCUCCAGACGAUACCGCAACCCUAGUUCGAGGACAGCCAACAAGUGCCUCGCAACAUGACGAUCGCAAGUACACCAUGGCCAUCCGUUCCAUAAACGCCAAGAUACGGCCACUGAUGCUGGGGGCGUCCGUGUCGACCUGCAAGGGGGGGGUUCGUGGUAGAGCAAGUUGGUUGAGACGGGGCUCGGUUCUCCAGCCACUGUCGUGCAACACAUGACCAUGCAGGUUGUUUUGACCAGUAGAUGACACGUCAAACACCAAGUUUCCUUGGCCUUCUGAAAACGUAUAGUGGGCAAUCGUUGCUUGCGAACGCUGCGGGUCGUCUCUAAAUACCUUGACUUGGCCAAUGUCUCCAGCCCACGGCGCCAUCAACGGAACCUCACAUGGCACAUUGCCCACGUACAAGUCGACGAGGCCGGGCGUGGCCGCGUCCAAGUGCGUGCCGCUGGAUGGGAGGGUUUCCACCGCGUGACCAUCCACAUGGAACACGACCUGGCUCGGCGUGUAGCUCCAUCCAAGGGUCGUCCACAUUGACGAUAUCUCGACGUAUCGUGCUGUGGUGGUAAACUGGCGGUCUUUCGUUCGUACAGACAGGCGGCCGUCGGCCGUGACGCCCCAUACGAAUGCAAAAACGCCGCCAGAGGGAGACGCACACGCGGCGAGGACCUGCAUGCGUCCCGCUGGGGAGGACGAGCAGCCAUCACCACCCAUCCGGACCGUCACUUGCAUGUGAAACUCGUCGGGCCAUGUCACAACCGACUGAAACAGGGCUGGGACGUACAGGGGGCCUCCAGAGGACGGGGAAAAGUAUGUGACGACGUCGGGCGAGUCGAGCGGGGUUGUGAGCGCCAGGGUCACCGUGUGCGACGGGGUGACUGGGUUGUUGAAGUGGGGAUGGCGCGCACAGGACAAGUCGGUCGAGUCGACACUUGGCUUUCGUUCCUUGACGUACUUGGCAACAUCCUUGGCCGUCCAUGCGCGCGUGGGAUACAGCAGCAUGUGCUGUAAAUACCCGCGGAACCCCUUGUAGUCGGUGGACGCUUUUUUCACACCAGGCGGGGACUUGCCGAAACAGAACGGAUGGCUGUUGUGCACCACCACGUCGUUCAGCGACAGCGUUCGGUCUUCUUUGCCCUGGAUGUACAGCCGCAGCGUCACAUUGUCGCAUACGAUAGCGACGUGGGUCCAUUGGUUGGCAGUGAUGGGGCCAGUGGAGACGAGCGUCGAGUUCCAAUCCGACUUGGUUGAUACACACACUGCCAGCAAGAGCCGAUCGUAGCUCAAAAAUACACUUGCCGUGCGUUCCAUGGUUUGGUCUUGGCCCUUGAGACAGAUGGUGCGCCAUGGACGCGGCUCACAGUUGUCUUGGGUUGCCAGGGGGUACACAAAGAAGCUGAGGGUCCAUGCUUUGGGCGCCCACUGGAUGGACGGGUGCGGGCGGCACACGGCGCCCUGGACCGAUGAAAACUCGGUGCAGUCGCCGAUAAACUCGACCGAUCUUUGGCCAUCCCCCGCAGGUGCAGCACUCACAACAACUGGACCGAGGUGUCCAAGGCUGGUAAACACGCCCGGAUACAUGCCGGCGUACCGCGUAAAGAGAGAUGAUCGGAACGACCGCCUGCCGAUGCCCACGCCGGGCACGAGGAACUCUUCUCGAAGGGCUGGUGGAAGAGGCAGACGCAACGUGGAUUGCUCGACCGCAAAUGUCAGCGUAUUCUGGUCCAAGUCAAGAACGCAGGAAACCUGACGCCAAGUUAGAGGGACUGGCGUCGGGAGCGACCCCAGGACGUGGUAGUUGAAGUACACGGACGUGCCGUCGAACCCGAUCGAAGCCGCGUCGUCGCCGAGCAAGACGGAUGGAUGUUGGCGUUGCAACGUCGUCCAGCCCACUCGAAACGGCCAGGGUCGGGAUGUGACGGGGUCGAUUGUCUCGAUCGAAUACGUUCGAGUGCCCGAGCUAUGAGGACGCCAUCCAAUCGCGGCGACGUUCGUGCACUCGGAAGUAUCUGCCGUGAUCGUGGCGCCGUCGAUUGCGAGAAUCGAUCCGGCCGUCGGAGGAGCGUGGAGACAGACCCAGCGAGCGGCAGACACGGGCUGGGCGUCCAAGGCCGCUUCGUGCUCGGCCGCAGCGGUCAGAUGAACGAGAUCGAGGUAUUUUCUCCCGGCAUCGGUUGCAUCCACGAUCGCUUGAAAGUGGGACUCAAACCGCGAUACAUCAUCCUCGGACAACAUGGCGGCUUUGAGAAGGACGAGCAAUUCCAAACAAACGGACUCGUCGCGAGGGUCGUGCUUUUGCCUCAAGUACCCCGAUAUCGCAUGAAAGAGGACGGGUUCGAAUUCUUUGAGAACUGCCAGCGCAUCUGUGAGGUCUGUGGUCGUCGAGGGCACAGCGUCGACAGGCGCGGGCUCGUCAUGGGGUGGCGGCUCGUUGGACACUUGCGUUGGCAACACCGGUGACGCAACGGCGUCCGUC
Molecule: messenger RNA, 3527 nt
Organism: Aphanomyces astaci
Lineage: Eukaryota; Oomycota; Saprolegniomycetes; Saprolegniales; Verrucalvaceae
Exons: 1
Coding region: 155-1114 (319 amino acids)
Source: RefSeq, a predicted model, not a curated record